AUGUCGGUGCUUUCCAGACCAAAGCUUGGCUUCUCUAUUGAGUCUUUAGUAGGUAAAAACGUCCAAGAUUCACCACAAAAUAUCAGAGACGAAGACGCUUACACUUCGAUGGAUUUAGUAGGAACGUCAUUCUAUGAUAGACCAGUAUAUUCUGCCGCAAAGUCCUUAGAAACCACGAACUCUUCAAGGACCUCCCCAGUUCGGGCUUACCCCAUUCGGCCUGUGUGUUCUGUGGCCCGGGGCCCCGCAGUAUCAGCUGAGGUUCCUGCUCUGUCGAUUGGUGUCCAUGUUAACCACGGCAGCGGUGUGCGGCCGAUGGACUGUUUCAACGAAGAUUCUUUUAACCCUUACCUUUAUCAUAGUGUUCCGUCAUUGCAAACAGUAUCCCCUUUCCAGAUCCUAGGCCGAGAUCCCUACCCUAUUUAUCCCUGGCUGUUAGCAAACCGACAUCCAAGGUUCUUGCCCCACAGGAUUCCAGGGUCGGACAGUCAAGGGUUCCUCCUUCAUCCAUUCCGUAAGCCCAAGAGGAUCAGGACCGCCUUUUCUCCUUCUCAGCUACUCAAACUGGAACAUGCUUUCGAGAACAAUCAUUACGUAGUGGGUGCUGAAAGAAAACAGCUUGCUCAAAGUCUAAGUCUUACGGAAACUCAGGUAAAAGUUUGGUUUCAGAACAGAAGAACAAAAUUCAAACGGCAAAAACAAGAAGAAGAGGAAACACCAAAGGAUAGAGACGAACACAUCUUGUCCCCUCAGUGUUUCGCAGAAGACAACCGUUCUUCGCCAGACUGUUCUUUAUCACCAAGAGAAGGAGAUUUUGUGGAAAAUAAUGAACGCACGGAUUCUGGGAGGUCAUCUUCUUCUCCAUCAAGAUGACAUGCGACUUAUCUUCAUCACAGUAUUUGUCACUAAGUUAUCAUUUUUCUCUUAUAAAUGAAUGGUUUCUGAUUCCAUACUUAGUAUAUAUUGAUUGACAAUGUUUAUGUCGUGGGCUUGACUUUGGUUUCCUCAAGCAAUAACAAAGCCUAUUUCUCUUAAACACACCACGCAUCUCUGCAUAUCCCCCACACGACACAUCACGCAUCUCUGUAUACCCAACACUCGACAGAUGCAUGUUUUUGGAAUAGUUUCUGUUCAUGUAUAUACAAAUUGCUGGAUGCCACAACAACUCCAUGAGGCCGUAAACUGUUAUUACUUUGUAUAAGUAUUAAUAAAUUCAGUGAUCGCUUCAUUGAGCAAAAUUUGAUAUGAAUAUUUCAGUGAAUCUGUUGUUGCUAUUCCCAUCAGCUUCUCUAGCGGGAUUCAGACCAUCACUAUAGCAUUCAUCGCAAAAGUGAUUGGAAGAAUAUACUGUUGGUCUCUGAACUGCAAUAAUGAUUUUUAUGUGACUGUUUUGGUCUAUGCAGUACCUAACCUUCUGUGAUAUAAACGCUCCACGUGAUAGAAAUUAUUUGUUCUUGGUUUCAUGAGAAGCUUAUAAUUGACAUUGAACAAUUUAUCACUUUUCUGCAAGAGACUUGUGACAUUGAAUUAAUACUAACAUUAAUCAAACAUAUCCAAUGUAAGCAGUGGUGAAGAAAGGUUAAUCUAUUUUAUCCCAAACGGUAGCACCUAUAAUACUGCAAAUAACAAAUUUAUAUCAUAAUACAAUAUUUUUUUUAUUUUUAUGGGAUAAUGUUUUAAAAGUGUUUCAACGUGUAGUCUUUAACAUCUUAUAAUCGUUGUAUGCACGACUUACUCACUUUCAAAGAAUACGUGUAACGAACCAGAGUGAACAUUAAAUAUGUGUAAUGCACGAGAGUGAAUAUUGAUUAUGUGUAACGUAUUAGAGUACAUAUUGAAA
Messenger RNA from Limulus polyphemus (Atlantic horseshoe crab), 1840 nucleotides. Its product is annotated as homeobox protein EMX1-like. The transcript is spliced from 3 exons. Gene Ontology annotation, biological process: regulation of DNA-templated transcription; neuron differentiation; central nervous system development. The record is from RefSeq and is a predicted model, not a curated record. The coding region runs from base 1 to 873 and encodes 290 amino acids. Gene Ontology annotation, molecular function: DNA-binding transcription factor activity, RNA polymerase II-specific; DNA binding. Lineage: Eukaryota; Metazoa; Arthropoda; Merostomata; Xiphosura; Limulidae.